Molecule: messenger RNA, 831 nt
Organism: Pseudovirgaria hyperparasitica
Lineage: Eukaryota; Fungi; Ascomycota; Dothideomycetes; Acrospermales; Acrospermaceae
Exons: 4
Coding region: 1-597 (198 amino acids)
Source: RefSeq, a predicted model, not a curated record
AUGAUGAUAUUGCAGAAGCUUGUCGGCGACAACGGGUUUGGAAGUGUCGCUCUCGCCACAACAACGGGGAACAACGUGCCCCGGAAGACUGGUGGAUUUCGAGAACGGGACCUAAGGAGCCAAAGCGACUCUAUAGAAGACGCAGGCGCCGAGUCAGCCUUGCAAAUCGUAAAGUCCCGAUUCGAUAGUGACCGAAAGAUUGUCACAGACUUGCAGAGAGAUAUGGCAGAUCGCAGAAUCACACUAAAUAACACAGCAGCUGGGAUGGAAGUGGCGGACUUGAUCAGAGCUCAGGCCGAGAGGGACCAAGAACAGAUUGCAUAUAUCGAAGUGCUGAAAGCAGACCAUGGAAGCAGAAAAGCCCAGAAAGAUGCCGAAAUUGAGAAACUGCGUGUCAGUACGUCAGAACUAAGAAGACUCAAGGAAGCACAGUACAUGAAGGAGAUAGCUGAGCUGGAGAUGGAGAUCGAGAAAGCAAACGAGCAACGACAGAUCGUGACGACCGAGGCACAGGAAUCGAAAGAUGCCCAGCUACAAGGCGCGAAGAAGGCGCGGUACUACCAUGUUCUAGUGCAAAGGAGCUGUACGGUAUUGUGAAUAGGAAUUGAGCCAUCGCGCAUCAGGUACAUGACUUCCCACAAGCUAGGACAAAAGGAUUACUGUCAAAUGGACCCCUCGAUUUUAUCAUGUAGUGGCUAAGAUAUGUCUCAUUCUCAUAUAGGCCUUCUCCCACUCGGUCGUAGACCGUAGGAUCCUUACAGUAGUAUAACAUGGAAAUCAGGGCUACCGGUAUACCUCAACGCUGGACUACCUGUAUGCUAUCAUGCCUGC